Acanthosepion pharaonis is the source of this 2052-nucleotide messenger RNA. The record is from the annotation of a GenBank genome assembly. Lineage: Eukaryota; Metazoa; Mollusca; Cephalopoda; Sepiida; Sepiidae.
AUGUCUAAUGAAAAACACAAAUUAUUCAGGUGCUACCUGUGUAAAGCGGUUUUAUAUAAACCAACCACUUUAUCCUGUGGACAUACAUUUUGCCAUAAGUGCCUUCAGAAUGAUGAGACACGGGCAUGUAGGCUGUGUGGUGUAACUGACUACAUCUUUGACCGCAAAAGCUGUCCACCAACCACACUGCUUCUCAAUCUGGUUGACAAAGUUUUCCCCAAGCACUGUCUGGCUGAACGUUUGCGACAGGAUGGCAAAAGAUGUAUGCAGAAAGGGGAGCAUCUGCAGGCCAUUGAAUUAUUUACACAGGCUUUAGUAGAAGCUCCAUCAUCUCACCUUGUCCUGAGUAACCGCAGUUUAGCAUAUUCUUGUCUGGAACGGUAUCAUUUGGCUUUGAAAGAUGCCGAAAGAGUUAUUGAAAUGCAACCGACAUGGCCUAAGGGUUAUUAUCGGAAAGGUUGCAUUCUAAGCGAAAUGCAUAACUAUGAAGCAGCUGUUACUGCUUUAUUGGACUGCUUAAAUAUCAACCCGUAUUGGUCAAAACCCAAGGAGAUGCUUUUGAUGGCUCUUCACCAACUGUUGUCAGAAGAUGUCAAGCGAGAACAAGAACUAUGCAGCACUUCAGUUUCACACUUACUCAGCAAGAGAAGCCAAAUGUCUUGCAUGCCAAGAAAUGAGUAUGUACCAAGCAGUGGAGAAAGCAGUGACGGUGACAGACAGAUGUCUGCUUCCUGGUACCAAUUUCCUAAAUUGUUCAACAGCAAGAAAACUGACUGUGAACCAGAAAAACAAUGUCCUGCAGAAGCGGCAGCAUUAGGGGCAGCUGCAGCAUCAGCAUCCUUUGAAGAGGUGUCCGAAAAGUCAACAAGUGAUUGUGAUAAACUUGAAGAGGAAGAAUGCUGUGUUCAAUCCCGUAAAAAGAAAAGUCAUUCUCUUCCAACUGAAUUUAAUGGCAAAACUUUGAUGGAGUCGAUGACUGUUCGUGCUGCAUCUGAUAUGUCAUUGUUACAACCUUUAUACAAAAUGCAACAACUAUCAGAACCAAUAUUAAAAACUCCUAGUCCCUCUUCAUCAGAAAAGAGUCACUCUAAAGAAUUGUUGCUAUGUGAUGCAAGCUGCUGUAUCCCCCUAACUCCACUGCUGAAACAAGAAGAUCUUCAGUGUAGCCUGUGUCUUUAUCUUUUGUAUCAACCACUAGUGACACCUUGUGGACAUGCCUUCUGCCAAGAAUGCUUGGUACGCUCCCUUGACCACAAUCCACAAUGUCCUCUCUGUAAACAGUCACUAACAACAUAUUUGGCUGCACAUAAAUGGGCUGUAUCUCAAUGCCUGCAGAAUAUCAUCCAGAGUUUUUUUCCUAAAGAAUUAGAAAGAAGAAAGAAAAUCCAUGAAGAAGAAAUGGCGAAAUUAGCUCAUUUGCAAGAUAAUAGUGAAAUUCCUGUGUUUGUAUGCACUUUUGCUUGCCCAACAAUUCGAUGUCCAUUACACAUUUUUGAACCGCGUUACCGUCUGAUGAUUCGGCGAUGCCUGGAAUGUGGAUCUAACCAGUUUGGAAUGGCAACUCCAACACAAACAGGAGUUUUUGCAGAGUUUGGCUGCAUGUUGAAUAUCAAGAAUGUGCAGUUGUUAGAUGAUGGACGAUCGCUGUUAGACACAGUUGGUGAUAGACGCUUCAAGGUAUUAGAAAGAUCAUCCAAAGAUGGUUACAACACAGCAAAGGUUUCUUUUUUAAAGGAUGAUCCAGUUGAAAGUAACGAACGUGCUGAUCUGAUAAAACUUGAACAAGAAGUUUACAUGUUGAGUAAACAAUGGUUGGAUUGCCUCCUUCCAGAAAGGCUGAAAAAAAUCACUGAACAUUAUGGUCCUCUGCCAAUUCCUGAAGAAGCAGAACUUGAUCAGCCCAAUGGUCCGUCCUGGGUCUGGUGGAUGAUUACCAUCCUACCAAUUGAUAAAAAGCUGCAGGUUACUGCCAUGUCGUUCACCAAACUUCAUCAAAGGCUCCAAUUCAUUAAGAGUGCCAUCCUUACAAUACAAAGCAAACUUUCCUCCUAA